Messenger RNA from Pocillopora damicornis (cauliflower coral), 2089 nucleotides. RefSeq lists its product as uncharacterized. Lineage: Eukaryota; Metazoa; Cnidaria; Anthozoa; Scleractinia; Pocilloporidae. The record is from RefSeq and is a predicted model, not a curated record.
AGAAAGGUGAUGGCCGAGCGCGGUAUCACACUCGAUGGAUAUGUGGUGGAACAUUUCACCCUUUACCAGAAGUCAAACUUGAGAGCCCUGAAUAAAGCUUUUUUUAUAUUUCCUUACCUUAACGUAGUAUCGUGGAAUAUUUUUCAGCUUGGAGGCCCAUUUUGGGGGCUCGUAGUGGUGAAGUUGAGUCAGCUUAUUUAUGCCACGAUGAAGAUUCCUACUCAUUCUCGAAGAAAGUAGACACUACCAGCCGAAGUUCAAUAACCAAAAUCAUGCCAUAUAUUGAAAAAUUCGGUUACAAAUUUAUAUGAUUUUGCAACAUUUGUCGAUGCUUGUGAUCGACUUUGAUUGAUGUCAGCGGACUUUGGGAGACAAAAUAUUAUUCAUGUAAGAGAGCCUCAAAAUUCUAUUAACAUCGAGCUUGAGAUGCCUGUCAAUUCAAACUAUGGCUUGAAUCCUACGCAUCGCCGUGCGUUCACCAGACUUCGUAGAGCAUAUCAGACAAAACUUGCCUUUUUUAAAGUGUUUUUAUUCUUUGUUGAACUGCUCGUGGUCUCCACCCCACCAGCUACCUUUGCAUAAUAGAUCACAAGCUUUCCUACAUUAAAAACAUUUACGGAAAAAAAAAGCAAAUCUGUUUUCUACUUUGAAGUCAAUUAGUCAGUUUGAGCAAUCAGCUGCGCUUCAGGGGUGCAAAAGCUUUUGAAUAGUAAGCUGUUUGUUACCGUAAAUUUUGCAUAGCUAAAAGCCCCCAGGGUAGAAUAUAUUGCGUUGUGCCAGCGGACAAUGGUUGACUUUUCAAAACAACUCUUAUUUGAUGGAAACUGUUAAUUGCAACUCUAUUGUGCAGUCUUCUUUGUUUUUAUUCUUUCAGCUUGGUCAUGACGCAAUUAGAUUUCUCUUUUAUGUUUCUUUAAAUGCGGCUUAACUCAUUUUUUUGAAAUUAUAACCUCGAGGCUAUUUCACAGGCGACCGUGAAAUAAUUUCACUAGGAGCACACUUCUGUUCUUAGUUCGGCAGCGUUUUUGUCUUGUUUAUUGGGAAAUGAAUAUGCAUAUCAGAUGCUAAAGUGUUCGUCAAAACAGAAAACUAUUCACACUCUUCGCUAGGAGAUCAUCCAACUGUAAGAACCAAUAGAGCUCGAUCUAGUCUCUGUAAUAUUGUGGAAAAUCGUACUUCAGCUCCCACGAGAAAAAAGCUUUCACAAGCCGAAAUUUAGACAGGGUUUUGUCUGGCAAUUAUACGAAAUGCUGAAAAAGUUUUCUGUCGCAAACGCUCCGCCUCGCUUCGAUUUGAGUCAGGUACCAAAUGUUGGAGAGGAGAGUGAUUCCCACGUGUUUUGCCACGGAAAAACAGCAAAACUACACUCGAGAAUUGGAGGUUUUCAAGAUGAAAAACAGGGAACAAGACUGAGGAAGGUGUCCCUGAUGCCACCCAUUCCAUCAGCAAGAAAUUCACCUUCCUUUAGCAAAACAUCAGGUUCUCGAGGUAGUGAUGGAUUGCAAACAUAUUCCGAGAAUGACCUGGAUCAGAACAACAAUGACAUGUAUGGACUCAAGGUUUUUGGUGAAACUGGCUAUCUGGCAAUGAAUUCUGGGAAGAAAAGCACGGCUGAGAAACCGAGUGACACUGGAUUCCAGCUUGACUCUUCUAACGACUCUAAUAAACUUCCAAAAAUCUUAAAACCCAAGAAAAAAGUCAGCAAGGGCUCGAAAAGGAAAAAGACAAAUGCUAUGAACGAUGGAAGUCAAGGAAGCCAAGGCAGUGAUUUUUAUGCUCAGGUGGGAGGGACAGAGGAUGACAAAGGUACGUCAAGUGAAUCAGCUGCAGGACAAGAUAGUGGAGAGCUUAUCAACAAAUAUGGACUGGACCUUAAAAGAGAUUUCAAUAUGGAAGUGACAAGGCCAUUUACCUUUUCAUAUUUUCCCGAAAUUCAUAUCAAGAAAAAGAAAAAAGGGGGUGACAAGGAGACUGGGAAGAAAAUACAGCGAAAAAUAUCUAAGGUUAAAACGCCUUCGAGCCUCUCUUGAGCCAGCGAAAUGCACCUGAGAAAUAACUUUUUAGAUUUGCCAAGCCAGCGGUUAUCAAU